AUGGAGAACCCACCGGUGGAGACACUCCCUACGGAGAGCUCGCCAUUGAUAAACGGCACCGCACGCCCGCGCUCUGACCGUGCCCGCUAUGUGCGGCUUGCUGUGCGCGCGGGGCUUAUCCUGCUGUUCGUGAUUGCGCUGUUCCUCAUGCUCUUCCUGGUGGAGGGUGUGCAUGAGGGUGGUGAGCGCGGCGGACGUGGCAGAUGGACAGACCGCCUACCCAAGGACCCGCGUAAGGCCGCCGAGAUCUUGCUCGAUCGUGCACCCGUUAUCGAUGGGCAUGUCGACCUACCGUGGCUUGUUCGCUAUACGGACGCGAACAACGUCUCGUCAAUUGACCUCUCUAAGACCAUGCCCGGCCAUGUUGACAUCCCUCGCCUACGCAAAGGCAAAGUAGGAGCCUUCUUCUGGUCUGUGUAUGUUCCGUGCCCUGCGGACGAGGGUCUAGAAGAUGGCGAUGACUUCACUACGGCUACCUGGCGCGUCCGGGAUACCCUUGAACAGAUUGAUAUCUCACACCUGCUCAUCGAGAAGUUCUCUGACACGUUCUCAUUGGCCCGCACGGCCGCUGACAUCAAGUCCGCCAUCUCAACUGGCAAGAUUGCUGGCAUCAUCGGCCUUGAAGGCGGUCACCACCUCGGUAACUCCAUUUCGACUCUUCGGACGUACUAUCAGCUCGGCGCUCGUUACCUCACUCUCACGCAUACUUGCAACAAUCCGUUCGCAACAAGCUCGGGCAUGGUACCACAUCUGACACCAGAGUCCAUCGUAGAGUCGCAGGGCCUUAGCCCUCUCGGACUUGCGCUCGUGCGCGAGAUGAACCGCAUCGGUAUGCUGGUGGACCUCUCGCAUGUAUCGGACGCAACCGCUCUCGACGCGCUCAAUGCUACCCGCGCACCCGUCAUCUGGUCGCACUCGUCUUCCCGCUCCUUACGCAAUAUCCCUCGCAAUGUGCCCGAUGAAGUCAUCCAGCACGUUGGAUUUGGCGCUGGCAAGGUUGAUGCUGUCGUCAUGGUCAACUUCGCGCCCAGCUUCAUCUCCGACAACGCAGACGACGCAGACGUGAAGGGUGUUGCUGACCACGUCGACCACUUCGCGAAAGUUAUUGGUGCUGCGCAUGUUGGAAUUGGCUCGGAUUACGAUGGUAUCCCCUCGACCCCGCACGGACUCGAAGAUGUCAGCAAGUACCCUGCGCUCAUUGCGGAGUUGCUCUCCCGCGGCUGGAGCGCGCGCGACCUUGCUGGGUUGACGGGCGGAAACUUGUUACGCGUGCUGGAAGGCGCUGAGCGCGUUGCGGCUCAGAUGCAGCGCGAGGGUGUGCCGCCAGCGAGCGAGAUCUACGACAAGCGUCCGGACUUGCCUAUGCAUGGCGGCGAACUAUAA
Messenger RNA from Peniophora sp. CBMAI 1063, 1383 nucleotides. The record is from the annotation of a GenBank genome assembly. Lineage: Eukaryota; Fungi; Basidiomycota; Agaricomycetes; Russulales; Peniophoraceae.